AUGAAAGAAAAAUGGAAUGUGUUAGUGACUGGAGGUGCUGGGUAUAUCGGCUCUCAUACUGUAUUAGAAUUAGUUAAGCAGGAUUUUACAGUGGUGGUCAUUGAUAAUCUUGGAAAUGCUUACAAAGAUCCGAACGCCAGUAAACCAGAAUGUAUUUUACGUAUAGAAAAACUUUCCAAUAAAACAGUUAUAUUUGAAGAAUGUGAUAUUACAGAUAUAGGUGCUUUAAAAAAAUUAUUUAAAAAGUACAAAUUUCAAUGUGUCACUCAUUUUGCUGCUUUGAAAGCGGUCGGUGAAUCAUGUCAAAAACCUUUAGAAUAUUACAAAACAAAUGUCGGAGGUACUCUUAAUUUGUUGCAAGUAAUGAAAGAGUACAAUGUCAAAAAUCUAAUUUUCUCAAGCAGUGCAACUGUUUAUGGUAUACCAGAAAAGUUACCUCAAACUGAAGAAAUGGUAACUGGUAACUGCACUAAUCCUUACGGAAAAACAAAAUUUAUGGUAGAAGAAUUUUUAAAAGAUUUAUGUACAGCUGAUAAAUCGUGGUCAGUAAUAUCUUUAAGGUAUUUUAAUCCCGUUGGCGCACACCCAUCUGGUGAAAUUGGAGAGGAUCCGAAUGGAAUUCCUAAUAAUUUAAUGCCAUUUAUUGCUCAAGUUGCUGUUGGUAAACGAGAUGUAUUAUAUGUUUACGGUGAUGAUCAUGAAACACACGAUGGUACAGGUGUUAGAGAUUACAUACACAUAAUGGAUUUGGCUAUUGGUCAUGUAAAAGCAAUCACUUACCAAAGUUCUCGAGAUGUCAAAGGUUUCAAUCCUGUAAAUUUAGGUACUGGACGAGGCUAUUCAGUUUUAGAAAUGAUUAAAGCAUUCGAGAAAGCUUCUGGAAAAAAUCUCAAUUAUAAAAUCGUUAAAAGACGACCUGGAGAUAUAUCGUCUAGUUAUGCCGAUGCUUCAUUGGCGCAAAAAGAAUUUGACUGGGUUGCUACAAAAAAUAUUGAUGACAUGUGCGCUGACACGUGGAAUUGGCAAAAAAAAAAUCCUAAUGGAUAUAAGAACAAUUUGGAGCAAACAUUUAAUAAGCAAGCGUUAGGAUUUUCAAAUGAUCGAAAAAUAGAAAUUCAUCCAUUAACAUAUAGAACAUUGAAAGGUGCCUUGUCUAUCAUUAAAGAAGUUUUUUUUGCCGAUGAAAGCUUCAGCAAAGGUUGUAGUGUAUCUUAUGAUCCUGGAGCCGCUGAAGAACUCGAGUCGUUAUGCACUAUUGUCGCUGCUGAUGGGCUUAGUGUCGUUGCAAUUGAUGUUAAUACAAGGGAAGUCGUCGGUGUUGUUUUAAAUAAAAUAUUUACACGAUCUAAAAAUAAAAAAAGCGGCCUUGAAGUAUUUGGUGAAAAUAGCAAGCAUAAAGCAUCGAAAUGCUUUGCAGAUGUGAACAUCAAUAUUGAUUCCAGAGUAGAUCUCUUCGAUUUAUACAAGGUCAAUUGUAUACUGGAAAUGACUUUUCUGACAGUAAAAAAAAAUCAACAGCGAAAAGGAAUCGCCGGAUUAUUAGUGUCAUCAUCAUUAAAAUUAGCAAGCGGAUUGAGAAGAGGAGUAGCCAAAAAAACUUCUGUUGAUUUUAACAGAACGUCAGUCAAUAAUGCUAAUGUUAUUCCAAGUCUUAUUUCAGCGAUAUUUACAUCUCCAUAUUCUCAAAAAAUAGGCGAUAAACUUGGUUUUGAUAAUAUUAUGGAAGUGAAUUACGAUGAUAUGAUAUUUAAUGGUCAAAAAUUGAGUACAAAACUAGAUAAUAUCCAGAAAUUUGCUCGAAUUACUGCAAAAAGAGUUUAA
Cotesia congregata is the source of this 1821-nucleotide messenger RNA. NCBI's taxonomy places the organism in Eukaryota, Metazoa, Arthropoda, Insecta, Hymenoptera, Braconidae. The record is from the annotation of a GenBank genome assembly.